AUGAGCCUCAAACCCCCAUCCUCUGCUGUUCAGCUGGAGAGCAAAGGCAGCCAUAGUAUGGCUAGAAAUGGGAGUUGUUAUCUCGUCAGGCACACCCCUCAUCCCAGAAGGGUCUGCCACAUCAAAGGUUUGAAUAACAUUCCGAUUUGUACUGUGAAUGAUGACGAGAACUCACUGGGAACACUGUGGGAUGUUGACCAGUUCAACCACUCAGAGAAAAACAAAACACCGUUUGCCAAAUGCAGUCACCCACCCAGCACGGUGGCCCCGGAGAGCCCAGUCAGAGGAGUCUCACCAGCGCCAAACAGUGUCAAAGUGCACCCCCCACGGCCUCAUUCUGAGCCCUGUAGAAAAAUCAGGGAGUGCUUCACAACUUCCAGUGAGAAUCCCUUAGGAAUAAAAAAGGAAGAAAUUAAGGUAAAAAAUCCACCCUCACCUCCAAAGGCAUGCUAUACUGCGGCUUGUUGUUCUUCAGAGGUGAUGAGUACCAAGACUAACGUCCAAGAGAAAACCGUAUGCAUACCAAACUAUCUGGAUCAGGAAAUCAAAAUUCUGGCAAAGCUCUGUAACAUUUUACGUACCGAUUCUCUGGCCGAAGUUCUACAGUGGCUGCUUCACGCAAGUUCAAAAGAAAAAGAGUGGGUCUCAGCUUUGAUUCAUGCUGAGCUAGCUGAGAUAAACUUGUUGGCUGGCCCUCAAAGAAGAAGCAUCUCAGCAGAACCAGCAGCAGUAACCGCGAAGCCAACCCAAGAUAGAUCGCCCUCAAAUUUACCCGCGAAACCGAAAGUGCUGACCAGACCCAGAGAAGGGCAUCAGUUGACCAGAGUGCCAAGUCAAGGAUCUGAAGAAAAUAAGGAAGUACCAAAAGAGGCUGAGUGCAAGCCUCCAAUGUUUAUAAGAAGAAAUAAGAUGACAAUACCCAUUGCAGACUAUUUCAGCAAAUCAAACUCUCCUUCCAGUCCUAAAAGUCAGGAGAGCAUAUCAACAAAACCAAUGUCAGCAAGGAGUAUACAACAAAGAUGCAAUCUCUCUCCCCAAAGAACAUUUUCUCCUUCAACAUACCAAAGGUAG
Messenger RNA from Molossus molossus (Pallas's mastiff bat), 1071 nucleotides. It is a transcript of the gene CUNH4orf17, whose product is annotated as chromosome unknown C4orf17 homolog. The transcript is spliced from 9 exons. Bases 1 to 1071 code for a protein of 356 amino acids. NCBI's taxonomy places the organism in Eukaryota, Metazoa, Chordata, Mammalia, Chiroptera, Molossidae. The record is from RefSeq and is a predicted model, not a curated record.